Messenger RNA from Pangasianodon hypophthalmus (striped catfish), 3637 nucleotides. Its product is annotated as protein HIRA. Bases 238 to 3273 code for a protein of 1011 amino acids. The record is from RefSeq and is a predicted model, not a curated record. Gene Ontology annotation, biological process: regulation of DNA-templated transcription; DNA-templated transcription; chromatin remodeling. Gene Ontology annotation, cellular component: HIR complex; nucleus. NCBI's taxonomy places the organism in Eukaryota, Metazoa, Chordata, Actinopteri, Siluriformes, Pangasiidae. The transcript is spliced from 25 exons. Gene Ontology annotation, molecular function: protein binding; nucleosome binding.
UUCGUAUCUGUUUCCGGGUUCGUUGGGAUGAGACGGACUCACUUCCGGUGUUCCUGUGGAUGCUGCUGCGGCGGUUUUUCUUUCAAAAACAGAACGCGAUAAAGAUGGAGUUUGAUUGAAGCGCGGAUCCGCGGGGCUGAGGGAGGAAAGCAGAGAGUUUACCGCGGUGCAGUGUCGCGGAUUUUCACUCUUUAUUACUAGGAGACGACUGAAAGAGUCAAAACCCCGCGGCUGGACAUGAAGCUGCUCAAACCGAGCUGGGUGGCGCACAAUGGAAAGCCGAUAUUUUCAGUCGAUAUUCAUCCAGAUGGAACGAAGUUUGCCACUGGUGGCCAAGGAGAGGAUUCGGGGAAGGUGGUGAUCUGGAACAUGGCUCCAGUUCUGCGAGAAGAGGAUGAGAAAAACGAGAACGUUCCCAAGUUAUUGUGUCAGAUGGACAACCACUUGGCAUGUGUAAACUGUGUGCGAUGGUCCAAUAAUGGUCUGUAUCUGGCCUCGGGAGGAGACGACAAACUCGUCAUGGUGUGGAAGAAAGCAGCGUUUAUAGGUCCGAGUACAGUGUUUGGGUCGAGCAGUAAACUGGCCAAUGUGGAGCAGUGGAGGUGUGUGACCAUCCUGAGGAACCACACAGGAGAUGUGAUGGAUGUGGCCUGGUCUCCUCAUGACGUGUGGCUCGCCUCCUGUAGUGUGGACAACACCAUCGUCAUCUGGAACGCUCGCAAAUUCCCAGAGAUGGUGAUCUCUCUCUCAGCUCACUCGGGCCUAGUGAAGGGAUUAUCGUGGGAUCCUGUAGGGAAGUAUGUGGCGUCUCAGGCAGACGAUCGCAGCCUGAAAGUGUGGAGAACCAUCGACUGGCAGCUGGAGGCCAACAUCACUAAACCCUUCACUGAGUGUGGAGGAACCACUCAUGUUCUGCGUCUCAGCUGGUCUCCUGAUGGUCAGUACUUGGUUUCGGCUCAUGCGAUGAAUAACUCUGGUCCGACGGCGCAGAUCAUCGAACGUGACGGCUGGAAAACCAACAUGGACUUUGUGGGACAUCGGAAAGCCGUGACUGUAGUGAAGUUUAACCCUAAGAUUUUUAAGAAGAAACCGAGGAAUGGCAGCUCAUCUAAACCCACUAAUCCGUACUGCUGCUGCGCUGUGGGCAGUAAAGACCGCUCGCUCUCCGUCUGGCUGACCUCUCUGAAGCGCCCUCUGGUGGUCAUUCAUGACCUGUUUGACAAAUCCAUCAUGGACAUCACCUGGACACUGAAUGGUUUGGGGUUGUUGGUGUGUUCGAUGGAUGGCACUGUGGCCUUUCUGGAUUUCUCUCAGGAUGAACUUGGAGAUCCACUCAAUGAAGAGGAGAAGAAUGCUAUUCACCAGAAGAUGUACGGUAAGAGCUUGGCCAUCACCAUGGAAACACAGCUCUCCUCCACCAUCAUCGAGAAUCCCGAGAUGCUGAAGUACCAGCAGGAGACCAGAACCUCCAGUGGAACUCUGGGGUCCAGCACAGAGACCCCACUCCCUAAACUGAGCAGUGUGGUGAACGGCGAAUCACUGGAGGACAUCAGGAAGAACCUGCUGAAGAAACAGGUGGAAACAAGAACCGCAGAUGGGCGGAGGAGAAUCACACCACUGUGUAUCGCACAACUGGACACAGGGGACUUCUCCCCCGCUCUGUUUAACAGCGUACCCAUCCUGCCUGGCUCGUCGGUCACUCAGCUGUCAUCCGACUCGAACACUUCGCUCAGCCUGAGAGUCACACACGACCCACCGGCUCCGUCACAAACCAAACCCACUCAGGAAGCAGCGGCCUCAUCCCAAACCAAGAGCACCACUGACAACAAGGACGGCUCCAACGCACUGAAGUCUCCUCUGCUGCUCACUGCAGCCUCCAAGAUUGAGCCGAUGAAGGCCCUGGACUCACGCUUCACCGAGAGGUCAAAGGUCACACCGGGGGUCAGCAGUUCACCUGCCGCUGUAAGCACUGCACCUGUAGACAGGAUGAAGGAUGGCAGCGGGGGAAGGACUGAAGUGCUGAAGGACUGGAAGGCAAGAGAGGACUCGAGCAGUGACAGUGAGGAUAAGGUGGUGCAGAAGGUGGCGCCUCCUCUGGCCAAGCGCAGGAAUGACAUGGACGCAGCAGAAGUGGUGGAGAAACGGAAGAAGGGACGACCCAGGAAGGACUCCAAGCUGAUGAUGAGUGUACCCCAGGUGUACACACAGACUCCGGUCCCAAUGGAGAAGGAGACAUCACGAGUAUCGGCUCCUGUAGCAGUGAUUAAACUCCACACACCUGCAGUACAGAAAUCAUUCAGCACACAGGUGGGCUCGGACCCUGUUGUGUAUCUGGAGGUGGACAACGAGUUGUGUGUGGUUGCUGGUUCUCGUAUCAGUCAGCUCCGCUUCUGCACUAAUGGCCGGGAGUGGAACAUGGUUCUGACCAGCCGCAUUGUCGUUGCAACGGCCAGCAGUGACGUGGUUGCCGUGGCGUGUGAGGACCGGACCCUUUCAGUAUUCUCUGCAUGUGGGCGGAGACUUGUCCCACCAAUUAUGCUCUCUGCACCAAUCACAUCUCUGCACUGCUCCGCCCACUUUGUGAUGGCACUGACUGCAUCAGCCACACUGUCUGUCUGGGAUGUUCAGAAGCAAGUAGCUCUGGUCAAAAAUGAAUCUCUGAACUCGAUUUUAUCAGGUUCUGAUACAGUAGUGUUCUCUAUGUUAACGGAACACGGUGUUCCUGUAGUCGCUCUGUCUAAUGGCCGAUCCUACUGCUUCAGCUCUGCUAUGGAGACGUGGAAUCUGAUCGUGGAUAAGCAGGACUCUCUGGUUCAGUGUGCAGAUUUCAGUAGUUGUGUUAGUUCCCAUGAUGCACUGGGCUGCACCGGACCUCUCGCCACCACUCAGGGACGGAACCUGAGUGCGGGACGGUUAGCGUCUCGUCUCUCGUCCACUCCUCAUCAUGUUCAGCAGGUGAUGACUCUGUCCUUCCUGGAGAAUCAGCUCUCCUCCGCUUUCAUCCUCCACUCCGCUAAUGAGUACAGACACUGGCUGCUCAUCUACACCCGCUUUCUUGUCAACGAGGGAUAUGAGCAGCGGUUGAGGGAACUUUGUAAGGAUUUAUUGGGGCCGGUGCAUAAAUCCAGCAGCAGUGCGUGGGAGUCAACAGUGCUGGGUCUGAGGAAGAGAGACCUGCUGAUGGAAGUGCUGCCCGUGGUGGGACAGAAUCUGCGGUUUCAGCGUCUCUUCACUGAGUAUCAGGACCAGCUGGAGCUGCUCCGCCCCAAAUAGCACUGUACCUGUGGCCCCACCCCUUAAGCAUAACCCCACCCACUCUGCAUCGUCCUGCCUCUCUAAUUAGCGGCGGUCUGUAUGCGAAGGGAGCUGUCUCACUCACUCUGUCUCUCUUUCUGUCUUUCUCUGUCGCUCUCUGUACCUUAACUGUAGCCUGAAGGAAAGAGUAGUGUGUGAGACAGAGGGUGAAACAGUGUGUUUGUGUACAGGACUGAUGUUGGACUGCUUGAAGCUCCGCCCUCAGUCAGUUUUUGUAUUGUACAUGUUUGUAAACACUUUUUUUUCCUUUUUGUCUUUUUGUAUGAAAUGAAUCAACAGACAAAAAAUUAAUUUAGAAAAAAUAAACAGUUGAUUAAUUCUA